Eublepharis macularius is the source of this 3592-nucleotide messenger RNA. RefSeq names its product helicase, POLQ like (gene HELQ). Bases 302 to 3469 code for a protein of 1055 amino acids. Gene Ontology annotation, molecular function: nucleic acid binding; ATP binding. The transcript has 18 exons. The record is from RefSeq and is a predicted model, not a curated record. NCBI's taxonomy places the organism in Eukaryota, Metazoa, Chordata, Lepidosauria, Squamata, Eublepharidae.
UUGCGGCGCCGAAUCGUCACGCGAGUUUCUUUUGCCGCCCUUUCUCCCCCAUGACGUGUAGCGGCUCCUCCAUGAGAGGAAAUAGCCGUUAGGAAGCGCAGCCGUUGCUGUCAAGCCUCCCCCCGCUCAGUAGUUGGUGUAUUCCGUGUUCGCAUUAGAGAGGGGGAGCUGGACAGCUCCAUCGCUGGAGGAGAGGGUGGGGGGACAUGGCGCCUCCGGCUUUCCUCAGGAAACGCGGGUUCGCGCGGUGUGCUGACCUACCGCCUCGUUCACCUUUCCGGGCAGGCGAUGCCGUGGCUUGAUGGAGAGCGGCGGGGUCGCCGUGAAGAGGCCGCGAGGACGGCGCAGGAGGAGCGGCAGGGCGGCUUCGGCGGGCAAAAGGAGCCGGGGCCGGGCUUGCUCCCACUCGCCGCCGCCCUGCAAGAAGCUGGGGAGCGGGGAGGCUCCGGAGGACCCAGAACACACCGAGUAUAAUGGCAGUGAAGAUGACAUGUUUGGGGACUAUGACAGCUUUUCUGGCAACACCUCUUUGUUAGCUGAAAUAGAUUUUGUAGAGCAAAGACAUGGGCAGCCUCCUGACUUUGUUUUGGAUUCAAAAAGCCUAGGGAACAAAACUGCUGUCCAGCUACAGAGUACCAACAGUGUCGAACAGACAUUUUCAUUUGCAGAAUGUGUUACUAGCAUCAGGAGUGGAACAGAACAUGAUUUCUUGAGAACUACAAAAGAACAGCAUGAUAGCUGUCUCAAGCUUCAAGAUGGUGAUGUUCUAGAAAGCCUCCCAUCAUCACAGCUUUUAUUUCUUAAACAGUCAGAAGAGUGUUUUGUUGGCCCUAACACAACAGCAGAUAAAAAACAAAGAGACUACCAUGUGAAUGGCUGCCUUGAUAAGACCUCAGAUCAAUCUCACUGCCAUGAGACAGAAGAUUAUAAAAACGAGAGCAAACCAUCUACAAGUACUUUGCCUGACCCAAGCAGGAGGAAGAGCCUUAAAGAUCUUCUCAAAAGUGCAAUGACUGGGAAUGCAAGAGUUCCAACCUCGUUGGUGUCUAAAAGUAAAGAACUCAAGGCAGUUGCUGUAUCUGAAGAGACUGGUCUUGCUGAGAAAACAACUGAUGCUGCAUUUGUUGAUAUUGGUCCUUUUUAUGGCUUACCCACUAAAGUCAAGGAGCUACUGGUAAAGUUUCGAGGAAUUGAAAACCUUUAUGACUGGCAGCAUGAUUGCUUAACACUAGAAUCACUGAAACAGAGAAAAAAUUUAAUAUACUCCUUACCAACCAGUGGUGGAAAAACACUUGUAGCUGAAAUUUUAAUUCUUCAAGAAUUGCUGUGCAGACAAAUGGAUGUUUUAAUGAUACUUCCGUAUGUGGCAAUAGUUCAGGAGAAGGUUGGAAAUUUAUCAAGUUUUGGAAUGGAACUAGGUUUUCUGGUUGAAGAAUAUGCAGGAAGUAAAGGAAAAAUUCCCCCAGUCAAAAGAAGGCUAAAGAAAUCCCUGUAUGUUUCUACUAUUGAGAAAGGACACAGCCUGGUGAAUUCCUUAACAGAAAAUGGACGAAUCUGUGACUUGGGUCUAGUUGUAGUUGAUGAGUUGCACAUGAUUGGAGAAGGAAGUCGUGGAGCUAUUCUAGAAAUGACACUUGCAAAGAUUCUCUAUGCAAGCAAAACUACACAGAUCAUUGGAAUGAGUGCAACUUUAAGCAAUGUUGGAGACCUGCAACAGUUUUUGAAAGCAGAAUACUACACCAGUAAUUUCAGACCAGUGGAAUUAAAAGAAUAUGUUAAAAUACGAGACAGCAUCUUUGAAGUUGAUAACACAGCAGAAAAUGGCUUUACAUUUUCACGUCUCCUUGAUUACAAGUAUUCUAGUAGCCUGCAGAAGAUGGACCCAGAUCACCUUAUUGCCUUGGCGACAGAAGUUAUUCCCAAGUUCUCCUGCCUCAUCUUUUGUCCCACUAAAAAGAACUGUGAAAAUGUAGCAGAAACAAUAUGCAAGUACCUGAAGAGAGACUAUAAAACCCUCAGGGAGAGAGAAAAACGGGACCUUAUUGAAGAUUUAACGAACAUUUGUAAUGGAAGACUUUGUCCAGUACUGAAGCGAACAAUUCCUUUUGGAAUUGCCUAUCACCACAGUGGCCUGACUAGUGAUGAAAGAAAACGAAUCGAAGAAGCAUAUUCUUCAGGGGUCCUCUGUCUCCUUACUUGCACGUCUACCCUUGCCGCUGGUGUUAACUUGCCAGCUCGAAGAGUCAUCUUAAGAGCUCCGUACGUUGCUACAGAAUUCAUGAAGAAGAAUCAGUAUAAGCAGAUGAUUGGCAGAGCGGGUCGUGCUGGCAUCGACAGUGCUGGCGAAAGCAUUCUUAUAGCCCAAGAGAAAGACAAACAGCUGGUUCGAAACUUGGUACACAGCCCUUUAGAAAGCUGUUCCAGCAGCCUCUUGCUCGAGUGCGACAGAGGAAUCCGAAGCCUGGUCCUGUCUUUAAUUGGCUUGAAGAUAGCAGCAACCCCUGAAGAAGUGUACCACUUUAUGUGCAGUACUUUGUUUAGUGUCCAGCCCCAGCUUCUCCCUAAAGAAAAGAGCCUUUGGGAUGUAACUGAGGAAGCGUUGCAGUGGCUGAAACAAAAUGGGCUCUUAAAAGAGAGAGCAAGUUGUGACAACGAGCCCCAUUUUCAUCAUCAUCUAGAGAUCACUCGCUUGGGUCAAGCUGCUUACAAAGGUUCUAUCGAUCUGGCAUAUUGUGAUACCCUCUAUGCAGACCUUAAGAAAGGGCUUGAGGGGCUAAUCCUUGAAAGCUGCCUUCAUUUACUCUACCUGACAACGCCGUAUGAUAUGGUUGCCCAAUGCAGCCCAAAUUGGAUGAUCUAUUUUAAACAGUAUAAUCAACUAACUCCAGUAGAACAGCAAGUAGCAGCUACUGUUGGAGUGCCAGAGAGUUUUAUUGCUAAAAAGGCUUCUGGACAAGCAAUCAGGAAGGAUGUGGACAGCAGCAUUGCCAGUAGACUGUACUUGUCUUUCGUCCUUCAUGCUCUGUUAAAAGAGACCAACAUAUGGAGCGUGGCAGAAAAAUUUAACACAUCACGCGGAUUUGUUCAAACCCUUCUUAAUUCAGCUGCUUCAUUCUCCUCCUCGGUUCUGCAUUUCUGUGAGGAACUAGAUGAAUUUUGGGUUUAUAAAGCUCUCUUGGCAGAAAUUAGCAAGAAGUUGACCUAUUGUGUUAAGGCAGAGCUCAUUCCUCUUAUGGAAGUGACAGGAGUUUUGGAGGCCCGAGCCAAGCAGCUCUACAGUUCAGGGUAUAAAACUUUAGCACGCUUGGCCAAUGCAAAUCCAGAAGUUCUGGUGAAGACUGUUCACCGUUUAUCCAGACGUCAGGCUCGGCAAAUUGUUUCGUCGGCAAAGAUGCUCCUGGCUGAAAAGGCAGAGGCUUUACAAGAAGAGGCUGAAGAACUGCUGCGAAUACCCGUGGAUAUUCCUUGAAGCUUCCUCAUCACUGUACAGGAUGAACUUGUAAAAUCAAAUAAUUAUUUUACAACCUGAUGAAUUUUUGUAUGUUGCUGUGUGUAUAUAUAUGUAACUAAGCUUAAUUUGGUAAUAAAAAUU